This is a messenger RNA of Aphidius gifuensis, 2813 nucleotides long. It is a transcript of the gene Vps53, whose product is annotated as vacuolar protein sorting-associated protein 53 homolog. Gene Ontology annotation, biological process: retrograde transport, endosome to Golgi. NCBI's taxonomy places the organism in Eukaryota, Metazoa, Arthropoda, Insecta, Hymenoptera, Braconidae. The transcript has 2 exons. Bases 16 to 2751 code for a protein of 911 amino acids. The record is from RefSeq and is a predicted model, not a curated record. Gene Ontology annotation, cellular component: GARP complex.
AUACCUAUAAUAAUUAUGGAAAUACAACAGCAAGAAGAUGUUGAUAUUGAUGAACUACAAUCAACAAUUUACACAUUUCCAACAAGUGUACAAAGUGUCAUUGAACAGGUAUUACCAAGUACAGAUCCAUUGGAUCAGCCAAAUUUUAAUGUUGUUGAUUACAUUAACACAAUGUUUCCAACAGAACAAUCACUCUCAAAUAUUGAUGAUGUUAUUAAUGAAAUGGAAUAUAAUAUAUGUUCAAUUGACAAAGAAAUACGUACAGUUGUACGUGGACAAACAGAUUCAAGUCAAGAUGGUAGAUCAGCACUUGAUAAUGCCCAAAAAGUUAUUAGACAAUUAUUUGUUCAUAUUAAAGAUAUUAAAGACAAAGCUGAACAAUCAGAAGAUACUGUUAAAGAAAUAACACGUGAUAUUAAACAGCUAGAUUCAGCUAAAAAAAAUUUAACAGCUUCAAUAACAGCUUUAAAUAAACUUCAUGUUUUAGUUGGUGAAGUUGAUAGUUUGAAAAUUUAUACAAAACAAAAACAGUAUGGUGAAAUUGUUUUAAAACUUCAGGCAAUAAUGGAAGUCAUGCAAUAUUUCAGUAGUUAUAUGGAUAUACCACAAAUUAAACAACUCUCAAAUCAAGUUAAACAAAUUGAAAUCGAACUUGCUCAACAAAUAACAUCUGAUUUUAAAGAAGCAUUCUCUGGACAAAAUCCAAAAUAUUUUACACAAUUAACUGAUGGAUGUCUUGUCUUGUCGGUACUUGAUGCAAAAGUUAAAAAAGAUUUGUUGAAUUGGUUUGUUGGUAAACAGCUACAAGAAUAUGCUCAUCUUUUUGAUGAAAAUCAAGAUAUUGCCUGGUUAGAUAAAAUUGAUCGUCGUUAUACAUGGAUUAAAAAACAUCUCAUGGAUUUUGAGGUGAAAUUUUCAAAUAUAUUUCCAGCUGAUUGGGAAAUAUCUGAACGUAUUGCUGUUGAAUUUUGUCAUGUUACUAGACAAGAUUUAACUAAAUUAAUGCAAAAAAGAAAAAUUGAAAUUGACGUUAAAUUAUUGCUUUAUGCUAUUCAAAGAACAACAACAUUUGAAAAUCUUUUGGCAAAAAGAUUUACUGGUAUAACACUUGAAAAUAAUGUUAAUGCUACUACUGCUACUACUAGUGGUAAAUUGAAUCAAUCAAUUAAUAAAAAUUCUGUAUUAUUAAAAGAAGAAGCAAAAGAAGAAGAAGAAGAAGAAAAAGAAAAAGAAAAAAAUUUAGGUAAUCCAUUUGAGGAAGCUGAUGAAAUCAAUGAUAAAGUAAUAAUAAAUAAUAAUAAUAAUAAUUUAAAUGAGACAACAAAAAAAUCAACUACCAAUCAACUAUCACCUUUUGUUAAUUUAAUUGGUAAAUGUUUUGAGGCAUAUUUAAAUAUUUAUAUUGAUAGUCUUGAUCGUAAUUUGGCUGAUUUAAUGGAUAAAUUUGUAAGUGAUUGUAAAAAUCAGCCACCAGGUGCAAAAGAUUUUGAUGGUAUUGAAGGACCAAGUAGUGUUUUAUCAUCAUGUGCUGAUUUAUUUGUUUUUUAUAAAAAAUGUAUGCUUCAAUGUACUCAAUUAAGUACUGGAUCAAUUAUGUUGAGUCUUGCUGAAACAUUUCAAAAAUAUUUACGUGAAUAUGCCUUGAAAUUGUUACAAAAUAAUUUGCCUAAAAUUGGUGGUGGUGGUGGAGGUAUUGGUAGUAUUGGUAGUAUUGGUGGUGGUGGUGGUGGUGGUGGUACAACAAGUACAAUGAGUAGUAUUACUCGUGAUUUUCGUGAUUUAUCAACUGCUGGAUUAAUACAAAAUUUUCAAAGUUUUUUAAAAGAAGGAGAAAUAACGAGAUUUAGUAAAGAAGAACAAUCAAGAAUAUGUUGUAUAUUGACAACAGCUGAAUAUUGUCUUGAGACAACACAACAACUUGAAGAAAAAUUAAAAGAAAAAAUUGAUAAAUUAUAUGCUGAAAAAAUAAAUUUAACACAAGAACAAGAUUUAUUUCACAAUGUUAUAUCAAAUUGUAUACAGUUGUUGGUACAAGAUAUUGAGAGUGCUUGUGAAUCAGCAUUAAUUGCUAUGAUUAAAAUACAAUGGAGUACAAUUGAGGGAGUUGGUGAUCAGAGUCACUAUGUCAAUACAAUUAUAUCACAAUUGAGACAAACAAUACCAGUUAUUAGAGAUCGUUUGUCUUCAUGUAGAAAAUAUUUUACUCAGCUAUGUGUUAAAUUUGUCAGUUCAUUUAUUCCAAAAUUAAUUCAACAAUUGUACAAAUGUAAACCUCUCAAUGCUGUUGGUGCUGAACAAUUAUUGCUUGAUGUACACAUGUUAAAAACAGCAUUAUUCACAUUGCCAUCAACUGGUUGUCAGGUUACAAGAAAAGCACCAGCAACAUAUAUUAAAAUUGUUGUUAAAGGCAUGUCCAAAGCAGAAAUGAUAUUGAAAAUAGUCAUGUCAACAACUGAAUGUCCAAAAUCAUUUGCUGAACAGUGCAGAAGAUUGCUACCAGAUUUACAACUAUCAGAGUAUCAAAAAAUAUUGGAUAUGAAAGGACUCAAAAAACAAGAACAAAUACAACUUGUUGAACAAUUUAAAAAUACCAAUAAUACUGAUAAUGCUGCUAUGUCAACUGGAACAACAUCUCGUUCACCAUCUUUAUCACAAAAUAAUAAUAAUAACAACAACAACAAUACCACUAGUCCAGAACACGAGGCAGGAAAAAUCAAGAGACUUGAAAAACUCAUUAAAAAACGAAUGUAAAAAUUAAGUCAAUAUAUAUUAUAUAUUAAAUAAAUAAAUAAAUAAAAAGAUAUAAUAAUAAU